Molecule: messenger RNA, 1656 nt
Organism: Amphibalanus amphitrite
Lineage: Eukaryota; Metazoa; Arthropoda; Thecostraca; Balanomorpha; Balanidae
Product: folate receptor alpha-like
Exons: 3
Coding region: 413-934 (173 amino acids)
Source: RefSeq, a predicted model, not a curated record
UUCUUAUCCCAGGAAUGCGUUCUUAUCCGACAAUACAGCCACCCGCGGCGAGGCUUUGGUUUUUAACCAAUCAGCUUGCAGCAGUACUGAUCAGGCACGGAUCCCUGUACUAGCGAGCAGACCACGAGCAGUUGCGUUAUUUUUCGUUGUCUGUUCUGGCAAUCGGCCGGCGGAUGAACAUCCGCAAUCGAAUCUUGAAAUCCGUCGCGCUGAUUGGUGAUGAGUUUCAUGAGCUACUUUCAUGAGGUCUAUGAAAGUAAACCUAUGCUAUGCCCUGAACAGAUGACAUCUCGUUCGGUAGCCAAUUGCUAAAAUGCAUUUUUAUCUUACGCAAGGCAGUAUACCAUAUUUUAUACCGUGGCUCUGAUCCGAAAUCAGGGCAUUUUUGUUCGAACAAAUACCUAUAAUAACGAUGAAGAAGUGCGUGAUCCGCGGAGCAAACGACCUACGUCGGGUCGGGACUGAUAUGCGUGUGACUGUGCACAAAUUCCGUAUACGCCUUGGGUUGCUGUCGCUGCUCGGUCACCCACAGAUGAAAGUGAUCAAGAAAUGGACAUCACUCAGGUGUGGGAUCACUCGUGGAAGUUCACGGCGGAUACGGAGCCGUGCAUGCAGCUCUGGUUCGAUCCUGCUCACGGAAGCCCCAAUGACGCCGUGGCGCGCAUCUGGGCUGAGAGGGUGGUGGCGGCCGGUGCGCGGGCGCUGCCGCGUGGCUGGUGGCCGCGGCCCUGGCGGCAGCGGCCCGCUCCUGACCCGGUCGCCCUGUGCCGAGCACAGAGCGCCGACUGAGGUCAGUCUUGUGAUCGAGCUUCCGCGCCGGAGGUGGAACAGGUGGAGCUGGCGGUCACCUGCGCGGGCUCGGCGGCCUGUAAGCCGUGCCGAGACGAACCGCGACACUCUUGCUAGAUCUGCACCCCAUUGUAAUCUUCUGUAGUCGAUAUUCGGUAGGUACUCAAUGCUCAUUUUUCUGAUAUUAGACGAGUGGCGGGUUUUGAUGUUACAUUGGAGACUGCUGUCUCGGGUGGCCCGACAGUGUUCGAUUGUGGUGUAAUGUAGAUACAUAGACGGGAUGCCGCGGCUCGGAUUCGUAGCUGGACUACCAUGUGCCUGUCGAUUGAGAUGCUUUGCCUGGCGAUUGAGAUGAUUCGGGGCGCGGCCCCACACUGACGCCAUGGUGCAAUGAGUGACUGGCGACAACUAAGCAAUUAUGUACUUUUGUAGAACACAUGUUUUCAUGGAUACGAGAGGCAGUCCUUUUUUCGCUAGCAGUCAUUUGGUUCACGAUACUUUCGAUACCGACAAAUAUGUUCGGGCGGCCGGUCCGUCCACAGCUAAUGCGUGCUUGCCCGCCGGUGCCUAACGGAGCGCUGUGCUGUCUACGCUCACUGGUCGCUGGCCCGAGAGCCGUUCGGUUGCUGCUGUUAAAACAGUUCUCACAAAAACACGCUGGCUGGCUGCCAGUUCUUCACCAAUGAGAGGCCCAGUAGCAUCAGCAGGUAGCAUUGUUUAAUAUUACUAUUCCAUUUUGUUUACCCAUAUGUCCGACCUAGAGCCGACUGGUAAAAAGCGGCAACCGAGCAGCCCUCCGCAGCGCUGCAGAUCAUGUACGCUCGAUUAUACACAAUAUAUGUGUCUUUCUUGCACACAGAGACAUGA